UUCUUGCCCAAAACUCUUUGCACAGCACCUCUUGUUUGGAAAAUUUCCCUUAAAACGAAAAAAGAAUCUCACUAUUUUAUGUAAUGUAACCGAUAGGAUUUGUGGGGAUGACUUUUUGUCUUUAUGUACUAAAAUUCCAAUAAAUUUAAUAAAGAGCAUUGAUACCCUCAAACCCUCCCACAAAAUGUCCUUUUUCCCAAUCAGAUUCAUCUUCUGAUCACCACUUUAACCUUUCUGUCACACAUUAUUGAUGACAGACAGAAGUUGCUUGCCUGACCCAAUCAGAUUCUCCUUUUUCUGCCACCUAAUGUACUCUAUUCUUCUUCUUAUCAACAAUAGUUGCUGAGAUCUGUUCAACUAAUACAGAGUUUAAGUUCAGUGCAGAUAUGUUAAAUUACUAGAGUUCAAGUUCAGUGCAGAUCUGUUCACUUAAUACAGAGUUUAAGUUCUGUUAACUCUAUGGAUUUAACACUGCAUAAUAUGUUUUUUGAAAUGCUGCGAUUGGGUAUUCUAUUGUCAUUGAUUACUGUUCAGGUAACUUUAAGUGCAUAUGAACCUGAUCUCAUAAAUAAGUUGCCAGGCCAAAAUCAAAACAUUAUCUCCAAACAGUAUGGUGGGUAUAUUACAACUGGAGAAGACAACGGUAGAGCUUUAUAUUACUACUUUGUACAGGCAGAGACCAAUCCCACUUCUAGGCCAUUAGCAUUAUGGCUCAAUGGAGGGCCUGGAUGCUCAUCGCUUGGAUAUGGCGCAUUCAUGGAGCAUGGUCCUUUCAGGCCCAAAGGAAGUGUUUUGGAGAAAAAUAUGUACUCUUGGAACAUGGAAGCAAAUCUGCUCUAUGUAGAGAGUCCAGUUGGAGUGGGAUUUUCAUAUUCCAAUACUAGUUCAGACUAUGAGUAUCAAAAUGAUACACUAACUGCUGAAGACAAUUUGGCAUUUCUUUUGAAUUGGUAUGAGAAAUUUCCACAGUUCAAAGACGUAGACUUUUACAUAACAGGAGAGAGCUAUGGAGGACACUAUGUGCCACAAUUAGCAGCCCUUGUACUGGAUUACAACAAAAGCCCAAACAUCACACCUAUCAAACUGAAAGGAAUUGCUAUUGGCAAUCCCUUUUUGGAGAUGGAGAUGAGCAUAAAUAAUGGAGAAUUUAUGUGGUCGCAUGGUUUGAUCUCUGACCAAACCUAUCAACUGCAACAGGAUGUCUGUAACACUUCCAAAUUGUGGCUAGAAGCUUAUGUUCUAGGCAAAGAAUCACAAGCUUGUAUAGAUGUAUUUAACAGGGUAAAGGGUGAAGUCGGAAAUGUGAAUAACUAUGAUGUUAUCUUAGGCAAUUGUCUAGCAGCCUCAGCUGAUCAUGCAGUGCAGACAACAGCAUCUGGAAAGCUAGGGAGGCUUCAAAAGAAAAUAAAAGAAAAAUUUAACUUCGUUGAUCUGUGUAUUGAAGAUGAGAUAUACUCAUACUUGAACAGGGACGAUGUGCAAAAGGCCCUUCAUGCAAAUACAACAGGCCUAUCCUACGCUUGGAGUUUGUGCCAGAGAGGCAAUCUACAUUAUGACGAAGGAAACAGAGCAAUCAGUGUCUUACCAGUCCUAUCUGAUCUUCUGAAAUCUGGCCUACCUAUCAUGCUCUUCAGUGGAGAUCAAGAUGCAGUUGUGCCAUUCACGGCCACAAGAACAAUUGCCAAUAAUCUGGCCAAGCAGCUAGAACUACUCACUCUUAUACCAUACAGGAGUUGGUAUGAUCAGAGACAGGUGGCAGGAUGGACACAAUCAUAUGGUCAUCUAGUAGAAGGGAAGAAUCAGACAAUUCUUACUUUUGCAAGUGUAAGGGGUGCAGCACAUGAGGUGCCAUAUACUUCUCCAUCUCAGGGACUGACUUUGUUCCGGGCUUUCAUCAGAGAAUCAUCUUUGCCUGAAAAGUGAUCACCUAAGGCUGCAAUUGAGGAACAAGGCAAACACAUUGGCAGAAGUAUUAUCAGGGAUCAAGAAAUCAUGGUACCAUGGAAGGCCAAUAGACAAUGAAAUUGACAUUCUUCAUAAUUAGGUUAUAUUUUGUUGGUGCUGCAGAUAAAUGUAACAAUAUAUGCGUGAAUAAAAUUUAAAGCUAAUUCUUACUUGGUUUUA
Molecule: messenger RNA, 2124 nt
Organism: Cryptomeria japonica (Japanese cedar)
Lineage: Eukaryota; Viridiplantae; Streptophyta; Pinopsida; Cupressales; Cupressaceae
Product: serine carboxypeptidase-like 45
Exons: 10
Coding region: 460-1923 (487 amino acids)
Biological process (GO): proteolysis
Cellular component (GO): vacuole
Molecular function (GO): serine-type carboxypeptidase activity
Source: RefSeq, a predicted model, not a curated record